AUGAGCGCAAUCCUGUCGGCCGAUGACCUGAAUGAUUUCAUCUCUCCCGGUGUCGCAUGUAUCAAACCGGUGGAAACCCUUCCGGCGAAAGAGCCUUCAGCCUCAGAGAACCCCUACGAAGUAACCAAGGAAGACAAAGUCCAACCUGAAAACCUCCCACCGGCUGAAAUCUCGUUGACGGACUGUCUUGCAUGCUCGGGAUGUGUUACCUCUGCCGAGGCCGUAUUGAUUUCCAUGCAAUCGCAUGCGGAGGUUCUCAACACACUUGAUGCCUAUCCAGAAGUAUCGUUUGCCCAUCCAGAAGUCCAGGGAAGCGAGGGCCGAAUAUUUGUCGCCAGUGUCAGCCCUCAGGUACGAGCGAGUCUGGCCGCCACAUACAACAUCACCGAGCAGGAGGCAACACACAUGAUCGAUCAGUUGCUUCGCGGGCCGAAAGGGCUGAGGUCUGGUGGCAAACAUGGCAGUGGAUUCACAUGGGUUGUUGAUAGUAACACCUUGCGCGAGGCGGUUCUUGUACUCACGGCAGAUGAAGUUGGCGAGACUCUCUCGAGCGAUUUGUCAGACCCCCUUAAACCGAAAAAGCCUGUUCUGUCCUCGGCCUGUCCAGGUUGGAUCUGCUACGCCGAGAAGACACAUCCAUUCAUCCUUCCUCAUUUGUCUCGACUGAAAUCCCCGCAGGCACUAUCUGGCACCUUCUUGAAGACAGUUCUGAGCAAGGCCCUCAAUGUCCCAGCCUCACAGAUUUGGCACUUGGCCAUUAUGCCUUGUUUUGACAAAAAACUUGAAGCCAGCCGAGAAGAACUUACCGAUGCUUCGUGGUAUACUCCGGGAAGCACUACCGAAUCUCGUGCCCCUGUUCGCGACGUGGACUGUGUGAUCACUACCCGCGAACUCCUUACUCUGGCUUCUUCGCGCGGCAUUUCUCUUCCUUCCCUACCAUUGCAACCGCUACCCUCGGCCUUUUCACCACGAUUUCCAGAUGCGACCCUCGAUGCAUUCCUAUUUUCCAAACAAUCUUUGUCGAAACAAACGAUGAACACCGGCACAUCUGGGGGAUAUCUUCACCAUGUUCUUUUGACCUUCCAAGCCAAGAACCCGGGCAGCCAGAUUGUAACUCAGCGCGGACGCAAUGCCGAUGUUGUGGAGUAUAUACUCAUGUCUGCUGGUGGGGAGCCUCUGAUGAAAGCCGCUCGCUAUUAUGGCUUCCGCAAUAUUCAAAAUCUUGUCAGGAAGUUGAAGCCCGCACGCGUGUCAAGGCUUCCUGGCGCCAAAACUCCAGCAAACCGACGUUUGAUGCCUCGCAACGGGGCCUCUUCUGCAUCAGGCAGCGAUUAUGUCUAUGUAGAGGUCAUGGCGUGUCCUGGAGGCUGCACCAACGGAGGAGGGCAAAUACGGAUCGAGGAUGCUCGAGAGGUCAACUCGACUCUUCCUCAAGAGGAACCUAGCAUCUCGACAAAACCAACGCCGCAUGAGCAGCGUUCGUGGCUGGCUCGUGUGGACGAAGCAUACUAUUCGGCAGAUUCGGAUGCAGAGACAGAAACAGAGACCCAGCCACCACUUACUAUCUCGGAAAAUGAGACCCGAGUCCACGAAGCUUUGCGCUACUGGUCGAACUUGACGGAGAUUCCGCUUGCCAAACUAGCCUAUACCACCUAUCGUGAGGUGGAAAGCGACGUGGGAAAACCUCAGCCAGCGCCGAACGAUACCACGCGGGUCGUAGAAUUGGCUGGAAAGAUUGGCGGUGGCUGGUAG
This is a messenger RNA of Aspergillus melleus, 1752 nucleotides long. RefSeq names its product iron-sulfur cluster assembly protein NAR1 (gene nar1). The record is from RefSeq and is a predicted model, not a curated record. Gene Ontology annotation, cellular component: cytosolic [4Fe-4S] assembly targeting complex. Gene Ontology annotation, biological process: iron-sulfur cluster assembly. Bases 1 to 1752 code for a protein of 583 amino acids. Gene Ontology annotation, molecular function: 4 iron, 4 sulfur cluster binding. The transcript has 2 exons. Lineage: Eukaryota; Fungi; Ascomycota; Eurotiomycetes; Eurotiales; Aspergillaceae.